Messenger RNA from Diorhabda carinulata, 8898 nucleotides. RefSeq lists its product as uncharacterized. The transcript is spliced from 7 exons. Bases 149 to 1336 code for a protein of 395 amino acids. NCBI's taxonomy places the organism in Eukaryota, Metazoa, Arthropoda, Insecta, Coleoptera, Chrysomelidae. The record is from RefSeq and is a predicted model, not a curated record.
GUCACUCAGUUGGUUUCGCUCGUUGCUGAGAAAGAGUGUUCGUUGUACACCGCUUAGAAAGAUAUGACAAUUAAAAUUGUGACUUAGUUAUACGUUGAUUUCACUUUCUUACAAGGCUGUUGUUUUUGUGCUUUUGUUUUCGAAUAAAAUGAUGUUUAAGUGUUUUGUAAUUAUCGCCGCUGCCGUUGCAGUAGUUGCAGCAAAAGUUUCUCCAAAAGUUAAAUGUACUCCAUCACAGAUGCGCUUGGAAGUACCAAUUUCUUCAACUACAAUGUCGGUAUAUAUUCAAGGUUUAAGAGAUUAUCCCGAUCCGGCAUGCAGACCUCAUACCGACUCAACAGGAUCCUUGGCCGUCCUUGAACUCGAUUUACAGGAUGUCUACCGAUGUGCUGUUACCAGAGCUAUUAAUAAACAAACGGGUAAACAAAUUUAUUAUCAAACACUGAUCAUAGAAAAUGCUGAGGAGGAUGGACAUGUUAUCAAAGAAAAUCUUCACGUCAAGUGCUCGAUAUUUUCGAUCAAAAAUCAUACAUUAACGAAAAGAAAUGUUUUGCCUGCAGAUUUCCAAGAACCAGAAGAAAUAGAAAUAUUGACAACGAACGAAACAAUUGGUAGAGCUCCGGAACCAAUUUUAGGGGUAGGUGUAAGGCAGGCCGGUAAGUUGGUAACUGGAGAACUGAACGUAUCACCUGGAACCCCCCUUCAAAUGGAAAUUUUCUUAGAUAAUGUAUCAGCUAAAGUGUAUGGACUUUUAGUUACACAUAUGCAAGUGACUGAUACAAAAUCUCAAGAGGAAACAAUUAUUUAUAACGGCUGCUCCAUUGAUCCGUACCUAUUCGAAAACUUCAAUACCGUCGACGGAGAUUUUUUGUCAGCUAAAUUCAGAGCAUUCAAAUUUCCGGAAUCAACGUAUGUACAGUUCAAAGGGACAGUGAAUGUUUGCCUGGAUAAAUGCAAAGGGGUGGAAUGCAGUGAUGGUCAAAUCGGUUACGGAAGGAGAAAACGAGCAAUUUCAGAACUACCCGCAGAUCCUAAUAAAGUUUUCGAAAUAACUAUUACCUCUUUCAUUAAAGUAGGAUCGGAAAAUAUUGUAAAUGUUUCGAAUGGAGAAAAAACUUACAAUAAUAAAAAGUUUAUUGUCGGAAAUAAAAUGACAGAAAGGGAUAUUAUUGAUGAUAAAGAUUUCUUUAGAGAGGAUCCAGUUCGAGAAGUACUUGAAUUAAAAGAAGAAGAAAAAUAUACCUCCAUUGUAGCAGACAGUGGUUCCUCCUCACUACAUUUCGCUUUUUCCAUUUUAUUCAUAAGCAUCACCCAAUUACUUGUGUACAUACUAUAAAUUUAUACAGGCUCAAAAAAAUCAUUUUAAUCCUAACUAAAAAAUAUUGUACAUAUGUCUGUGAUAAUGUUCUGAAAAACGGUGUGAGAGUGAUUUAGUCUAGUCUACAAAUUCAAAUGUUUAUGUAAUAGGAUGUCAACUAUUACUAAAAUUAUGUCGAUUAGCUCAUAAAUAUUUCAAAAGUUUAUAAGCAAUUUUGCUCGUAGAGUAUAGAUAUUUUCCAAUUUUUGAAAAAUAUCGUUAAAGAUAACGAAAUUUACUUAAAAAAAGUUUCAAGUCCUGAAACUCUACCUACAUUAUUCAUAAUUUUAAUUUAACCCUGAAAAUAGCACUCCGCGCGCUAUUGUUAGGUUGCGCACACCUCCUCGAAAAAAUUUAAAAAAUAGUAAGAUACUUGCUUAAAGUGAUUUCGAAAAUCUAAAAGUAUGGUAUAAUUAAAGAAUGUCGUGCGAAUGUCCAUUUCUAGUGUUGAAUAAAAAUUAUAAAUAAUGAAGGUACAGUUCCGAAAAAUAAAAACUUUUAGUAUCUUAUUCUAAAAAUUUGAAAAUAUUUACACUUUAUGAAUUGUAAGUGAAAAACCAAACACUAUUUUUUAAGGUGUUUAAUCGCUUAUAGCUUCUGAAAUCUUAAGGACUAAUAAUUUUUUACGCAUCCUCAAAUAAGUUAAUCCGAAUAAUUUUAGUAAUAGUUUGUCGAAUUGACAUAGAUGUGAAGUUGUAGACUACUCUAAUUUUUGAGGUAGCAGGAAAAAUAUUUAUCGAAAUCUGAAAGAAUAUCGUGAGACAAAAUUGUCACAAUAUUUUUGCCAAUCAAUUCCAAUUAGCGAUCAAAUUAACCCAACUGCUUUAUGACAGUUUUCAAAUAUUAGUAUUAACAAAAUUAUAUUCAGUUACAAGCAUAUCCAAGUACCUAAUGUUCACGAGAGUGUUUCUGGAGAGAAAUACAUAAAAUCGAAAUAUAUUGUCUAGGCGCGAACCGGUAUUAGUUGAAGAAAUUAAAAACAAAAAGUCCAGUAACGUUCGUAGAAGUACAAUGUAGAUUACUGAUAAUUUUAUUCAAUUAAACCAAGAAUUCAUUUUAGUCAUCAUAGAUUUUUCAAGAAUAUUCUAAAUUUUAAUAUGGUAAUAAUUUGGAAAAUCCAAAAGGUAUACUCAUUCAAUUGAAUUUUUUCGUAUGUUUCAAUUGAUAUUUUAUAACAGACUUCUGGAUUGGAAAAUUCUUUCUCAACAACCCUUUUUAUCGAGGUUGGUAAGGUCAAGAAUAUUCCUUACAAAUUCAUAUUCUAGGCAGAGAUAAAAUAUAAUCAUCAAAACUAAAUUUGAGAACAUAAUAUGAGUUUGUGUAAGAAAAACAAGAGUUCUUCAUCGGAAGAAAAUUCAUUAAAAUCCAUGAGUUAGGGGGAAACUAUUGAAGAUAUCAAAUAUAGGUUAUCUUUUGAAAUUACUUGUUUAAUACAAUCUCUCUAAACAAAUUUAUGGUCUUCAUUGAACACAGAUUUGAGUUAACCAUAAUUUAAAAGUAGUUCUUUUGAUUUAACUCAAAUAUAUUUUAUGGAGUUGAAUAAUAAAAUUGUAACCGGAGAAUUGUGGCACCAAACUCUUUUUAAAGGCCGCUUGUUUUACGAGCGAACAAGCGGCCUUUAUAAAGCUCUUCUAAAAUAUAGCAUUGAAUGAUUUUGAUUAACUGUUCAUAUGUCGCUUUUAGACGUAUAUAUAAAUAUUUGCAAAUCAUGGAACUUAAAUUUUUGGUUUGAUUGUUAGGUAGUUUCGUCAUCAGUGGCGAAUAGUAUAAAAAAUCGUUCAUAACAAUGAUUGAUUUGGCUGGUUUAUUCGUACAUUAAGUAGAAGUUGAUCAAGUAACCACUUUUCAAAUAAUGGAGUAGUCAUGUCCUCGUGGCAAAUUCAAAAUUGUCAUUUUAUGCAGCUAUGAAAAAAAAAAUGUUUUUUCAAUACCUUAUAAAUGUUGCACCCCCUCUGAUUACAAUUUAUGCAGUCUCUUAGCAUCGACAAAAAAAGCCCUUUUCUGCAUAUGCACUAGAAAGAAUUAAGGAUGAUGCAUUUCUAAAACAUAAUUUUUUUACAUAGGAUUAAAGCUCCAAUUCACUGUUUUUGAAUCUUAUUUCGUUAUCAAAUUUAUCGACAUUUAAUUGGAAUAGCGUGCAUGUUGGAGCGACUAUUUCUCUUCGUGUGAUUAUUUCCUAUGGGAUCAAAACCAAAUUUUAGUACUUUAAACAGUUUAAACGUUGAACAUUAAACAUUCAUAUGUAUUAAAAAACUUUUCCUAGCAAAAAAUAUUGUCUUGAUUAUAAAGCUGUAUAUUGAAUUUUUUUCAAAUCAUCUAUGAUAACCAAGUAUGUAUACGGAAUAUUCGCUUAUCAAUACGUUGUAACUAAGCGAAAUACUUCAGUAUUUCAUUACUUCUUCUAGUGUUCAAAAUAAUUCAAUAUCCGUUCAUCAUUUGUUAUCUUCUUUACAAAUAACAGAUAUAGUUGAUGUUCUCUUUUACAAGUCCAUUCUCUAAUUAAUUAUUAUACUACCAAUAGGAAUUUCGAAGGCUGCGACUCUCCUUUUUUUCUAAAUGUGUGGCUCAAUCUUUAUUGCAUAUAAUGAAAAGGUACCAUUCCAAUUUAUCUGACUUAAUAAUAUAUUUACUUCUCCAACUUCGUUUUAUUUUUCCACCUGUCGGCUGAGGAAGGUAUUUGAAUUAUAAUGUCCAUUAAAGUAAGUAAGGGUAGAAAAAGAUCGCAAAAUUCCAAGUCUUACGUCUUAUAUCGGUGAACAUAAAUAUUUUCCUCUUCCUCAUAUAUGUUAGCAUGCUAGAAAAUAAUUUUUAUGAUAAUCAAAACUGCCAACUAGUUUUUACUAAUAAAUAAUAUUUCAAACAAGCUUCUGAAUAAUAUUAAUAACAAAUAUAAAAAUAAAAAUUAAGUAGGUAUUUGUAAUAGCCAAUUUUAUGUCGUUACCGUUUCCUUGAAAGAAAUAACUGUAAUAUAGGCAGGAAUAAAGCUAUUCCUACGUAGCUAUGAUGGUAACUUAGAAUGAUUUAGAAUAUAUAUUAAGGAAGAAUUUGCAUCAUAUUUCUUCAAUUUCAGAUAUUGGUAAUUUACUACAUAAAUAAUUUUCAUUUAGUUAUCUUAGACAGUAUCAAACCAUGUAACUGAAUAUAGAGUCUAGGCAGCGGGGAAGGGUGAAAAAAUUUCCUAUUUCUUAUGUACUAUUUAUAUACAAAACAGAAUAAUGUAAUAUAAAAAAAUAUAAAAUAUAAAACAAAUAAUUUAGAACAAUGAAUGAAGACCCCACAUGAGUAGAAAGGACUACUUAUUUCCACGCUUCAAAAUUUCAUUGAUACUUGUGCAAACAUUUUAUUCUGCACGAGGGGUUAUAAUAAAUAAAUCUCACCUGACAUUUUCUAUUUUUAUUUCUUAGACCUUUUGAUAUGUUUAUGUUUCUAAAUGUUCUUGAUUUUAGGUCUCUUCUGUUUCAAUCUCUUCUGUUUGUUUAAUAAUUUUCAAAAGAUAUAUAAAAAUUGACAUUUCGAAUAAUUUUAAGUCCUCAUCAAAAUAUCUUUUAAUAUAUCCUCGCUUCCAGAUUUUCACCCUCAUCGUCCUUGAUAACCACCCCAAUAUAUACAUAACUUCGAACUUGUUUUCUUAGCUCAUUGCCUUCUCUUCGAUUCACUGUCUAUGCCAUUUCUAUGAAGGCUCUGCAGGUUUCCUUAAGUCCGUUUUCCGAUGUUGAAAGGAUUACUACAUCGUCUGCGUAUGCCAGAAGUUGCAUUGUACUUGUUUUUAGUGUCCUUGUUCCAUUCGAACCGAUUUCACUCACUAUCUAUUCUAAUACUAUAUUGAACAGCGUAGUGGAUAAAGGAUCUCCCUGUUUUAGUUCUGUGUUGGUCUGGAAACAUUUUGAUAUUCUUUGAUUUGCCUUAAUCUUAGUUUUUGUAUGUUCGAGUGUCAUUUUCGUAAGACUUAUGAACUUUUUUGGAAUAGUAAGAUCGUUCAUAAUGCUGUACAAAUGGUUCCUGUUAAUCGUAAGCUUUUUUGAAAUCUAUGAAGACUGAAUAAAUUGUCAGAUCGUAUUCAUACUCCAUUCUUCCAGAUCUGAACCCGCAUUGGUAGCCUCCGAACAAGUUUUCUCCAUAUACUCUCAAACUAAUUCUUGAUGAAUCGUCUUUAGAUCUCUUUUAUUAGAAAAUUAGUUUCAUAAAGGUAAAAAUCGACCUAUUUCGGUCUUUAUCAAAAUAAGAUUUUCAGAAAUUAUACACAUACGCAGAAAUGAGAAAGCAGUCAAUGAUAAAAAAGACCGAAAUAAUUGGAGUGAAAUUUAUAGUUUUACUUUAUGAAUUUCAGUGCAAUUACGAAUAUUUUCUUUGGUUAAAUCAGAUUUUUUGUCAAUAUUUAUGAUGUAGGUGAUCUAUUGCUUGAUAUAAAGAAAUCUAGCGAGGAUAAUUUAUAUCAACAAAUGAUUUUCAUCGACUCCUGGUGCGCUAUACAAUACCCAACUACCCCUGAGUCUAGGUACAAAACAAUUAACUCUAUAUGUGAAAAAAUGUAUACUCUCUCAAGUAUCACAAGGGACAUUGAGGAAAUAUUCCUCCAGCAUAUAAACGGAAUUUGAGAAUACGUUACUUCUUACAAAUGCUGCUUGUUGAUUUUUCUAUUUAAUGAUUCUAUAUGGUAUUUAUCAACUGUUAUUCUCUUGGGACGAUAAAAAAAUCCUUCAUAUUUUGUCUCAACAGUUACCUACACAUAACAAUUAUUGAAAAAUUCCAAAGUGAAAUCAAAAUCAAUACACAAUACCCCAAAUUAGUGUAACGUGAAAUGUUAGUGCAGCUCAGUCAAUCAAUUUUAAUAAGAAAUCAAAGAGAUUGAUAAUAAUAGUUAAUUUGAUUGAACGAAUUAAAUAAUCUCAAAAUAUUUAUAUUUUACUGAGGAAUAAAUUAUUUUUUUAUAUGAUUCAAAAAUGACGUUUCGAAUUUUCUUUUGUAAAUACAUACCUACUACAAUUUUUUUCCAUUUCAUUCGUUUAUUUGGAAAACCUAAUUAAAACAGUAACCACCCAUUCACAACUGAUUAUUAAUAAUACGAAACUAAUGUAUAUAAAUUAUUAUAUGGGUGAAGUGGGGUAAUUGCGUCUAGAAAAGGCUUUGUUUCAAUUCCAAUACUAUUCAAAUUUUCUAUACAUGCCUAGGUGCCUUAGCUAAUAUAAAGUAGAACAGAAUGCUCUUAAUUUAAUCCAUAAAAAUUCUUUAUGGUAAAUAGCUACAGGUUUCAUUGAUCACAUACUGCAUAUAAGAAGUCGUGCGUUGAACUUUUAGAUUGUAUCUAAAUUUGAAAUAUAUCAGCCACAUUUUUAUUUGUUUAUAUGGCAAAGUUAUAAGGCAUAAAAGAUGAAAUUUAAAAUAUCAAAAACAAAAAAUUAAAACAGUGUGGAUGUUUAUUAUUCUAAAAGUGGAGUUAAUAACAUUUGAUAGUAAAAAGUGGAUGGAUUUUUUUUUCAUUGGAUUCAAAUGCAAAUGAUAAUAAUUGUAAAACCAUCUUGUAAGCAAAUAAUAUGAAUAAUAUAUGAAUUAUUAAUUGUGUGGUAGCAGUCUAAAUUAUAGCUUGCGAUAUUAAUAGGAAAUUAUAAAUAUAGAAUAGAUACAAUCGAAUCCUCGGUAAUGUCUGGAACAGAUUUGACUACGUAAACAAAUGUUUAAUAGAAGAGUUUAUUGUUCUCAAUGUUCUAACAAAUUUCUUAUAAUGUAAUAUUUGACAGUUUUUUCAAUUUGAUCAGUAGCCGAUCGCAUAUCCUCCGCUCGUUUAAAUUAAGUAUUCAACUUUUUCUUCUUUACCAAUGUUUUUAUAGCUCAAAAUCUCAGAAUCAUAAAGUAUGAAAUUUUCCUCAUGAUUAGAUCUUCUUUCUUCAAAGUAUUUCUUCAAAGGAAACUACUGCCCCCUUCCAUUUUCAUUUAGAGAAUUUGAGGUACUUGUGAAAUGUGAACCAAGAAUUUGAUUUUUUAGCAGUUUUUUGGUCUAGGUGCGAAUUAAUUGCUUAUUGGUAGCUCCAGCAUCAUAUACAUCGAAUAUUAUUUGGAAUUGUAGGGAUGUAUUUCUCCUUUUAGUCCUUUUUCAAAUUCUUUAAUAAAAAGCUUUGGAUUUCCCAUAUCUUCUACGCGCCUUAACCUUCCAGGAAUAUUGCGUUUGAGUAAAGUUUUACCCAAACGCCUUCCUGGUAUUAGAACUAUAUUCCAUCUCAAAAUAAUUUUAUGGACGUGGAAAGUGCUGAGUUAAGGGGCUUUAAAAGAUUGUUGCUGUACAGAGGUAGUUAAAUAAUUGUAAUAUUAUUCUUUACAGCUUCUUAAAUCAUUUCGUAUCUCGUAAUCCCUAGGUUUGGAAUAAAUGAUUGUAUUGAAUAAUAUGUAAUUUUGGAAUAAAUGAUUUUAUUGAAUAAUUUGUAAAAACAAAUGUUUCCAUCCAUCCGUUUUUCGGUCCCAGAGUAGUAAGUGCCGGGAUAGUGCUUACCUUCAUCGGCCAUCUACGUGUCCAACACAUGUUUUUCAUUGUAAAUAAGUGAGAAGGGAGCUUCAGUACGGUAAAAACUGUAGCCAAUGAUACACUAGUAUUUAACUCUCCAGAUCAGGCUAUUAACUUGGUAGACGUAGCCUCUUUUUACGGGCCACUUUAACCUUGGACAGAUCGCUACAUAAACUGUUGGUAAUCUGAUUUGGGCUGUUGAAUAGGUUCAAUUCUACUGUUGUGUGUUUAAGAAGAUCGGAAUACUAAUUUAUUACAAAUGGAUCGGUGUUUUUCCCUCGCAUAUGCUAGUGCUAAGGCUUCUUUAUUGAUAGAUUAUGCCUUUAUUUCAGAAACCAGUUCUCUCCAGAUGUGUUGUCUUUGGAAGAAUUUGGUAUUUUGACCAGUUUCAGUCAAAACAAUAAAAUACAUCGAAAUGAUUCUUCAACCUAUUUGAAGGAAUUAGCUUUAUCUUUAUAAGCUUUUGACCCCUAAUCUUAAUUUGAAGUAAUCCCAUAUUGCUUCGGGGUAUUUUAAAUAUCUUACUAGCUCCUAACGUAUCCAUUUGUUCAUUUUUCAUUGCUUCUAUCGCAUUUGUCAAAUCUUUCGAAUAAGUGUCUGCAUCACUAGGUGCACUUUUCUCAGCUGUAUAAGAGGUACUUGUUUCGACAAUCAUUACCGGGGCAUCGAACAUCUACUUUCUCCAUCGGGAUACAAAUGAGAAAAGACCAAUAUUUCAGGUAAAACAUUAUUAAAUUACCCAAAUAUUGUUAGAGAUUCCGAUUUCGUAUAAACUUGAGUAAUACGUAUUUAUUGGUAGAGUUCACUAAGCACGUGCCAACUUACGUCUGGCGGAGUCUAAACGGCGAAUAAAAGUGGCCGUUCAGGCACUUAGAGCCAGAACUAUUUAUUGCUUAUAAGUAAAUAUUACCAAAAAUAUUGUACUACGCACUUACCCCACUUGACCCUAUAUCUUUAUUGUUUGUUUACAACAGAAUAUUGGAAUAGAAAUAAAUUAUAACUAGUCUUUAUAAGUACUCACUUGAAAAAUAUUAAAAUAUGAUAAAUU